This is a messenger RNA of Archocentrus centrarchus (flier cichlid), 1054 nucleotides long. RefSeq lists its product as uncharacterized. Gene Ontology annotation, biological process: prostaglandin biosynthetic process. The transcript has 9 exons. The record is from RefSeq and is a predicted model, not a curated record. Gene Ontology annotation, molecular function: prostaglandin F synthase activity. Bases 47 to 961 code for a protein of 304 amino acids. Lineage: Eukaryota; Metazoa; Chordata; Actinopteri; Cichliformes; Cichlidae.
GUUGCAGAUCUCACAAAAGUGAAACAGAUCCACGUUCAAGCAGAAAAUGGCUGAACCAGUUGACCCAACGGCAGUUUCUUGUGCAAAAGCUCUCUCAUCUUUUGUUGAAAAAGGGAAAGCUCUGCUGGACCUCGCUGAGAAGGAGAGCAGGGAAGGUUCAUGCCAGGAAUUCAUCAGGCAGAAAGUCCGUAUAGAGCGAAAACAAUCACUGCUAGGUCUGAUAGAAGUUGGUGCAGCUCUCUACAACAGCCUCUCUGUUAAAAGGAAAAAGGAUGCAGAAGAUCUAUGGAGAAAAAAUAAAAACUGUGCUGCUUUGAGAGAUGCUCUUCGGGACUUUAAAGAGCUACAAGUGCAGUGGGAUGCCUUUCUACAGCGUUUGGAUGAUGAGUUACAACUGAGUCCGAAAAUACACAAUGUCGACCAUCAAUCAAAAUGUAUUUCACCAGAUACGUCACUCAUUGAUGCCAGAACUGGAGAAACAGUAACAUUGGAGAAAUAUCUUGGGAGAGGCAAGAAGAUAAUGCUGGUGUUAAUCCGUCAAUUCUCCUGUCUGCUCUGCCGUCUACAUAUAAAAGAUCUGCAGAAGAAUCAAAGUUCUCUGGAUGCAAACUCAGUACAAGUGGUGGUCGUUUCAUUUGGCUGCCAGGAGGGAGCCUCACACUGGCUACAGCAAACAGGCUGCCAAUACGACAUGCUGCUGGAUCCCGAAAGAAAGAUCUAUGGUGCAUUUGGCCUGGGAGCAUCUCUGAAGAAAGUGUUAAACUUCAGUAACAUGCUGAUCUACUCUGAAUAUGUAGCAAAUGAUAUGGAGUUUCCACAAGAGCUUCCAUGGAUUCAAGACGACAUGUUUCAGCUGGGAGGCAACUUUGUUUUGGAUGAGCAUGGGAAGGUGCUGUUCUCUCACCACUGCCAGAGUCCAAUAGACCGACCCUCGGUGGAGGACAUUUUAUCUGCACAAUGAAUAUUAAAAUCCUUCAUGCACAGCAUAACUUAAUUAAAGGAAAAGCGAAACAGAUGAUGUCAGCUGAUUAAUUCUUUGUACCGAGUUAAGAUA